AUGGAUUCGAUCAAGAAACGCAAGAUUGACGAUAACGGUGUCAUAACGGUGGAUACAGAUGCCUUCAUCCCUUACAAACUCACCCCCGAUGAUGCACGCAAAAUUAUUGAGCCCUUUUCCCACGAACAGUUGUUGGAAAUUGUUCAAAACGCCGUUCUGCGUCACCCAGAUGUGCUCGACGCCGUUAGGUCAAUAGCCGACCGGGAUAUGACCCUGCGGAAGCUGUUCAUUCGAGGACUUGGAUGGGAGACCACCACUGAUAAGCUACGCGCUCUGUUCUCGGGAUAUGGGGAGUUAGAUGAGGCGGUGGUUAUUCUCGACAAGGCUACAGGAACCGAGUAA
Messenger RNA from Fraxinus pennsylvanica, 342 nucleotides. The record is from the annotation of a GenBank genome assembly. Lineage: Eukaryota; Viridiplantae; Streptophyta; Magnoliopsida; Lamiales; Oleaceae.